Messenger RNA from Coniosporium apollinis CBS 100218, 1248 nucleotides. RefSeq lists its product as uncharacterized. The record is from RefSeq and is a predicted model, not a curated record. The transcript has 2 exons. The coding region runs from base 1 to 1248 and encodes 415 amino acids. Lineage: Eukaryota; Fungi; Ascomycota; Dothideomycetes.
AUGUUCAAACCCUCGAGGAUACCCAGGACCUUCACCCGACUCUCUCGCAUAGUCCCUUCGCAUACUCGAUCACAGACUGUCCGCUACGAGCAUAAUCUCAACAUCCAGCGAGUCCGCUUCACACACCCGCCGUUUACCUGGAAGCGCGCCACCUCGGUCUUUCUGUACACCGGCGCCUUCUUAGCCUACCUGCACUUUGCCAUUCCGGACGUAGAGAUCGAGGACGAACCGGAAGAAAGCCGAGCGAAGAAGGGGCGCGAGGUGAUGGACGACGACGACGACGAAGAAGACGACUACGAGGAUGAGGACGAGGAGUACGACGAAGACUCGCUCUUCAUACCUCUUACGUGGGCGAGACAGAAGCCAAAGACAUUCUACAAGGGCACAGACCCCGAGUGGCAAGAGUUCCGGAGGUUCGCCCAGGACGCGAAACGGCAUCGCGCCGCGCAGGAGAUGCUCGUAACCACAGUCCGCAUGAGCAUGGCCAACCAGCCCCGAAUAUCCCAACGAUUCGGCCAGAUCAACGUCAAAAGCGGUAAAUACUGGCUCGACAUGACCUUCCCCGACGGCCCGCCGCAAGAGUACGAGCGCAGCGGCAUUGAGAUCACAGACGACUUCAUCAGCUGGACAACGCGUCCGGUAUCGCAGAUGAACUACGGCCGCCUCAACCGCGUGCUCUGGCCCACGGCCGCCUUCUCCUCGUUCUACGCCACCUCUCGCUACAUGUUCCUCUUGCGGCUGAACCAGACCAAGCAACUGCUUGGUCUUGCACCGAAAGAAGACGAGAAAAUUGUGCAGUUGCGCGCGGCGUUGGAGGCUGUGCAUCCUGGCGCGCAAACCAUGUUACCCAAGCCAGCCCCGCCCGGCACCUCUGGUAGAAGCGCCGCAGACCCAGCAAAAGGCAUAGCGCCCAUUGCGCUGCCAGCACCACCGCAAGGGCAGCAGGCGCCGGAGGCAGGUGGUAAAGAAAAGGCGGCUAGCCUCCCGAGCCUUCCAACCAUCCAGCGGCAACCGAUAGCGAUGUCCGUGUUUGCGAACACGUGGGUCAAGAAUUGGACGCCAUUGAAUGUUGAAGCACCGCGGGGAAGCAUUGUAGUGAGUGGGCUGAUCGAGGUGCAGGGAAAUAAGGCGAGGGCCACAAUGGACGUCGUGGCUGCGUAUGAUCCGAAGCAGAACAAAUACGUGGCGAUGAGUUUGGGGGUUAGGAGGGUACAGGACAAGAAACAGGCGCCUAAAGGCGGGCGUUAA